Amphimedon queenslandica is the source of this 3008-nucleotide messenger RNA. RefSeq names its product vesicle-fusing ATPase-like. The record is from RefSeq and is a predicted model, not a curated record. Gene Ontology annotation, cellular component: Golgi stack. The transcript is spliced from 20 exons. The coding region runs from base 127 to 2931 and encodes 934 amino acids. Lineage: Eukaryota; Metazoa; Porifera; Demospongiae; Haplosclerida; Niphatidae. Gene Ontology annotation, biological process: SNARE complex disassembly; intra-Golgi vesicle-mediated transport; Golgi to plasma membrane protein transport. Gene Ontology annotation, molecular function: ATP binding; ATP hydrolysis activity.
AUACUUCUCUGCACGUGUAUCCACGUGGGUAAAGUACUAAACACUUAAUAACUGGCCUAAUGACAAACACGCCCAUUUUAACUGUUUUUGUGAUACUUUUUCGAGUACUUUUUCCUCGACUUUUUCAUGAUGGAUGGGCUGCUAGGAGUUAUCAGGACUCUUAUCCUAUCACUUGCAUUAGGGAGUACUAUUGCUAAUAGAUCAGACCAGGAAAUCCCUUCAAUUGGAGGUGAGAGGGAGACCACGAGUGGGGGUGUCUCGCCAGAUGAUAGUGCUGGAUAUUGCUCCACUGAUGAUUGUCGAACAGUUUCACAAUGCUCAUGGUCACCAGCAGAGAAUCCUCACCAACUCCUAUACUCACUAACAGAGCUGAUAUCCUCCCCCUCCUCGCUACAUUAUGUUGUGACGUUACCGAGUCCAAGAGGUGCUCACAUUACAUUGAGUCUAUGCAGUGGUAGAUUGGUUAAGUGUGGUAAUGAGCACAUUCAGGGUAGUUGUAUUACUGUGCCUGGAAUCAAGCCUACUGUAGCAGGUAAAACUAUCAGUGUACAGUCACUAGAGGUUGGUAUGGCUAGCAGUGGCUUCCAAUUAAUCCUUGACAAUGGAGCAACUUGUGAAGUGACUAACAAGCCUCGUCGAACAGUUUUAAUGUUUCCGUGUGAUCCAAAUAAGGAGGUCUCACCAUCUGAUUUUGCUCCACUCAAAGCAUAUGAAGGAGAUAAGAAGUUGAUUUGUAAUUAUUUUGUUGAUUUUCCUCCAAGUCAAUAUGGCUGUCCUGUAUUCCUGAAGGAUAGCAAUAUCAUCAUUGAAGCUGUAUCAGGCUGUAUAAACUCUUCUCCCACAAAAACCACCUCCAAUUGUCAUUACAAUGGUGGACAGACCCUCUCCUUAAUUGGACUUGGAUUUCACACUCUCUGCCCACAAUACAGCACAAUAUCAGCUCAACAAUCGGCUACCAUUAACACAGAUAGACUUCAAUUGACACCCCAAACUCUCUCAGACUGUACUCAUCACUUAAAAUCUACUUAUAAUAUUCUUAUUGGUGAUACCACUCAUUGCACUGACCCUAUACUAGUGUCUCCUUAUGUUAUUAAUUGUAGCCUGGCUGGAGGGAGAGGAGAAGGACUUGAUGUCAAGUUGGCGGUGAAGGAUUGUCAAAGAAGCUCAUCUCGUUAUUGUGGAGGUUCAUCUGGUAUUGUUGCUGUUUUGUCUGGGGGCGUGUCUUAUCGAGAAGCCGUUAAUUUUAAGGACAAGUUUAGUAGAUUUGUUGAGCUUGGUGUGGGUGGACUGAAGAAAGAGAUAGAGGAACUGUAUAGAAGAGCUUUUGCCUCAAGAGAUGUGUCACCUGAUUUAUUGGCUCAGUUAGGUAUUACACAUAUAAAGGGUAUCUUAUUAUAUGGUCCACCUGGUGCUGGUAAGACGCUACUAGCAAGAACAGUGGCUCAUUUAUUAGGAUCAAAACAGGUUCAGUUGAUCAAUGGUCCUGAAAUUGUGAGUAAAUUUUUAGGAGAGAGUGAAAGAAAUCUAAGAUAUUAUUUUCAAGAAGCUGCUGAUGCAUAUAAGACUCAUGGUGAUGCUAGUGAACUGUAUGUUAUAAUUAUUGAUGAGAUUGAGGCAAUCUGUAAACCAAGAGGUAAGAUUGAUCAGUCUUCUGCUGGAGCUGCUUACGACAGUGUAGUGAAUCAAUUAUUAACAUUACUGGAUGGACUGAGUCAAUCUAGUAAUGUUCUUGUUAUUGGUAUGACGAAUAGGAAGGAGCUGAUGGAUCCAGCACUACUAAGGCCUGGAAGAUUUGAAGUUCAAAUAGAAGUGGGUCUGCCUGAUGAAGAAGGAAGAGAGGAGAUAUUUAGUAUACACACUAGAGAAAUGAGGGAGAGUGGUAUACUAUCAACCGAUGUCAAUCUUAAAGAGCUAGCUGCUAAUACUACAAGAUUCAGUGGAGCUGAAAUAGCUGGUGUAGUGAGAGGAGCAGCUUCUUAUGCUCUAGAGAGAAAAUAUGCUGAUGCUAAGGAACCAAUGAUAGUGACUAGAAAGGAUUUUGUGGAUUCGUUAAUAUCAAUAUCACCAGCUUAUACACAAUCAGAGUCACGUAUUGUAUCACAAUAUCUUCCUACUAACUAUUUUUCAUUGACUACUGAUCAUGAGUCCAUCAUCACUUCAUUGUUGGAGCUUAGUUCAUCAAUACAGUCGCAAACUGCUGCUCCAUCAAAGAUGAUAACAUCUCUGAUAUAUGGCCCAAAAGGAACAGGGAAGACUACAUUAGCAGCCAGAGUUGCUGUAUUGGGCCACUUCACAUAUAUCAAGGUAGUAACAGCCUCCAACAUGAUUGGUUUGACUGAUUUUGGAAAGAUUGAGUACAUCCAUCAAGUUUUCAAAGAUGCAUUUAGUUCAAGUCAUUCUCUUAUUGUCCUUGAUGAUGUUCAUCGUUUGGUUGAGUAUGUGCAAGUUGGUGAUCGUGUCUCAGUCUCUCAUUCAUUGAUGCAUGCACUAUCAACUCUUCUCUCUUAUUCUAUGUCUAUGUCAUCAGGUUCUACAGUGAUGGUGAUUGGUACAAUGACUGUCUCACAAAGAGAAUCACUUGCACAACCAAUCAAUCUCAAUUUCCCUACUCUAUUCACGUGGCACCAUUACACUCCACUGAUGAAUUCAACUGAUAUUUAUUCUUUCCUUAAAAAGAGCAACAUUAACAGGUUAAAUGGUGGUCAGUUCUCUUUUCCUUCCCAUCUCUCAUUGUCCAUUACUCAGUUAAUGAAUGCAUUACAGUGUGCCUGCAUCAGUGAGGGAAUGCUAAUUGAGGAAGAGGUUGAUAAGAAGACCUCAUGUUAUCUUAACGCAUUCUUCUCUCAGACUACACUCUUGGACUGUUUGAAUAGCAGCAAUUCAAAGAAUGAAGCUCAGCCGCUUCCUUCAAUAAACUCAUUUCCAUUAUAGAUCUAAUCUUUAUAGAUUUUAUAUUUAUUUUUAAAUUUCAGUUAUCAUUAGAAACGAAUUUUUAUGCAAAUUAAAAA